Molecule: messenger RNA, 3274 nt
Organism: Ipomoea triloba (trilobed morning glory)
Lineage: Eukaryota; Viridiplantae; Streptophyta; Magnoliopsida; Solanales; Convolvulaceae
Product: pyruvate, phosphate dikinase 2
Exons: 21
Coding region: 166-3039 (957 amino acids)
Biological process (GO): pyruvate metabolic process; phosphorylation
Molecular function (GO): pyruvate, phosphate dikinase activity; ATP binding; kinase activity
Source: RefSeq, a predicted model, not a curated record
AUAAAUGGCUUUGAUUUAAACCAAAACAGACACCCCCACCACAUUUCGCUUUUCCUGCAAAAAAAUAAUUUCACAUUCAAAAUAAAAUCAUAUCUCCAUCUGCUAUACUUUCCAUCCCUUCAUUCAGUCUACUAUUCAUCAAUUUCCCAAUAUCAGUUGUAUAGGAUGAAUAUUGUGAAAAGAAUAGGAAUAAGGUGUACAAGUGAUGGGUAUUCAAGAAGAUUGUUGAAGGAGAGAGAUGCAGAGCAGAUUGAUCUUCUUGGAGCCAACCCUCCAACUGUUUUUGUUGGGAAGUGGUGCAGUCGUCUGAGGAUCAUUAGGUGCCACAACUCUAAUAAUAGCUUCUCAAUUCGACGAAAACAUCAUGCGACUCCUCGAGCGGUCCUCACUACUCCAGCUUCUGAGCCAACUACCAAGAAGCGAGUGUAUACUUUUGGCAAGGGGAGAAGUGAGGGAAACAAAAGCAUGAAGUCUUUGUUGGGUGGAAAGGGUGCAAACCUAGCUGAAAUGGCAAGCAUUGGUUUAUCUGUGCCUCCUGGGCUCACUAUUUCAACAGAAGCUUGCCAAGAGUAUCAAGAAAACGGGAAAGUACUCCCACCGGGAUUGUGGGAGGAGAUAUUGGAAGGUUUACACACAGUUGAGAAGGACAUGGGAGCUUUCCUUGGGGAUCCCCUCAAGCCUCUCCUCCUGUCAGUUCGGUCUGGAGCUGCUAUCUCCAUGCCCGGAAUGAUGGACACAGUCUUGAAUCUUGGACUCAAUGAUGAGGUUGUUGCGGGCUUGGCUGCCAAAAGUGGAGAGAGGUUUGCUUACGAUUCAUACAGGCGAUUCUUGGACAUGUUUGGAGAUGUCGUUAUGGGCAUCCCACAUUCAUUGUUUGAGGAAAAGCUAGAAAAAUUGAAGGAUUCCAAAGGAAUAAAGCUUGACACAGACCUAACAGCCUCUGACCUUAAAGAGCUGGUUGAGCAAUACAAAAAUGCAUAUAUUGAAGCUAAGGGUGAAAAGUUUCCUUCAGAUCCAAGAAAGCAGUUAGAAUUGUCUGUCAAGGCAGUUUUUGAAUCAUGGGACAGUCCAAGGGCCAUUAAGUAUCGAAGUAUCAACCAGAUAACUGGCCUAAAGGGAACUGCAGUGAACAUCCAAUGUAUGGUAUUCGGGAACAUGGGUAACACCUCAGGAACAGGCGUCCUCUUCACCAGGAACCCGAGCACUGGUGAAAAGAAACUCUAUGGAGAGUUUCUAAUUAAUGCUCAGGGAGAGGAUGUUGUUGCGGGAAUCAGAACACCUGAAGACUUGGACACCAUGAAGAACUGUAUGCCUGAAGCUUACAAGGAGCUCCUGGAGAACUGUGAGAUUUUAGAACAGCAUUACAAAGAUAUGAUGGAUAUUGAAUUCACUGUUCAAGAAAAUAGGCUGUGGAUGUUACAAUGUCGGUCAGGGAAGCGUACGGGAAAAGGUGCGGUGAAAAUUGCUGUGGACAUGGUUGAAGAGGGACUUGUUGACAUUCGAACUGCAAUAAAGAUGGUUGAGCCGCAGCAUCUUGACCAACUUCUUCACCCUCAGUUUGAGAAUCCAUCUGCUUACAAAGACAAAGUGAUUGCUAUGGGGUUGCCUGCAUCUCCUGGGGCAGCUGUAGGGCAGAUUGUAUUCAGUGCUGAUGAUGCUGAAGCUUGGCAUUCUCAAGGGAAGAGUGUCAUUUUGGUGAGAACUGAAACAAGUCCUGAAGAUGUUGGGGGCAUGCAUGCUGCUGCUGGGAUCUUGACAGCAAGAGGGGGCAUGACAUCUCAUGCAGCUGUUGUAGCCCGCGGCUGGGGAAAAUGUUGUGUGUCUGGUUGUGCUGAUAUUCGUGUGAAUGAUGCCGAGAAGGUUCUUCUGGUUGGAGGCAAUGCAAUAAACGAGGGAGAGUGGCUUUCACUGAACGGAUCUACCGGUGAAGUGAUCUUGGGUAAACAACCACUCUCUCCUCCUGCUAUGACUGCUGAUCUUGAGACUUUUAUGUCUUGGGCUGAUGAAAUAAGGCAUUUAAAGGUUAUGGCAAAUGCUGACACACCAGAAGAUGCAUUAACAGCAAGAAAUAAUGGUGCUCAAGGAAUUGGGCUAUGUAGGACUGAGCACAUGUUCUUUGCUUCUGAUGAGAGAAUAAAGGCUGUGAGGAGGAUGAUAAUGGCAGUUACAGCGGAGCAAAGGAAGGAAGCCCUCAACUUGUUGCUACCUUAUCAGAGAUCUGAUUUUGCAGGAAUUUUUCGUGCAAUGGAUGGUCUACCUGUGACAAUUCGGCUGCUAGACCCUCCACUCCAUGAAUUCUUGCCAGAAGGGGAUCUUGAACAGAUUGUGAAUGAACUAACUGCAGAUACAGGAAUGAGUGAGGAGGAAGUAUACUCUAGGAUUGAGAAACUUUCUGAAGUGAAUCCCAUGCUUGGAUUUCGAGGCUGCAGGCUGGGGAUAUCCUAUCCUGAACUUACAGAAAUGCAGGUGCGGGCAAUUUUUCAGGCUGCAGUAUCAAUGAGCAACCAGGGGAUUACUGUCCUGCCCGAAAUUAUGGUUCCCCUUGUUGGAACUCCCCAUGAAUUAGGGCAUCAAGUGAGUUUAGUUCGUGGUGUUGCGAGUAAGGUUUUCUCAGAGAUGGGCAGCUCGUUGAGUUAUAAGGUGGGCACAAUGAUAGAGAUCCCAAGAGCAGCUCUUGUGGCUGAUGAGAUAGCAAAAGAGGCAGAGUUUUUCUCCUUUGGGACUAAUGAUCUCACACAAAUGACAUUCGGAUAUAGCAGAGAUGACAUAGGAAAGUUUCUACCUGUAUACCUGUCAAAGGGCAUUCUUCAACACGAUCCCUUUGAGGUUCUCGAUCAGAAAGGUGUUGGGCAGCUGAUCAAGAUUGCCACCGAAAGAGGACGUGCUGCUAGGCCAAGCUUGAAGGUUGGAAUCUGUGGAGAGCAUGGAGGGGAGCCUUCUUCUGUUGCAUUCUUUGCAGAGGCUGGAUUAGAUUAUGUGUCCUGCUCUCCAUUCAGGGUGCCGAUCGCUAGGCUUGCUGCAGCUCAGGUUGCUGUUUGAGGAAGACCAUACUACAUGUUAUAAGCUGUAAAUAUAGAUUAGUAGUUCAGUAUAUUUUACAGUAAACUAAAAAUAAAAUAAUAAUGAUAAUUAACCAUCUACGACAUCGGAUAUACAAAGAAAUGUAAAACAAAGUGAAAAAGUGACCAUGAAAAUUGUGUUCCUUCACUACGCAAAAUGUGCUAAGUGUAUAUACAAAUUUAAUACUAAUUAAGUUUCCUUUUUAAAACUCAAA